AUGGCGCACUUCCCCCCCAUUGACGUUGCCACCAUUUGCGCAGAGCCGCCCAACAGCACAGCGGCAGACGCUAGAUAUACCCGCAAGGUACGCGACGCGCUCAAGCACCUGGCAAAGCAUGACGGCACACACGGCUACGCCUUCUGCUGGGGCUACACCGUCUUCCGCACCGUCUACACGCCCGGUUCCGACGAGCGCGUUGUCGCCGCCCUGGAACGCCUCGCCGUCUACGCUAGCUACUUUGUGACACACGACACGCAGCUGCAUCCUCGGGGGCCGGCCGGGGCCGAGACCUCGUUGUUCGACACGCGGCGCCUGAAUGAGGGGCUCAUAGGCCGCUACUACAGCGAGCUGAUCGACGAUGAGCAGAGCCUAGCGGGCCUCGGCGAGAGCGAGGUCGGCGAGCGCUUCGACGCGUGGGUAGCGGAGCAUCGCAGUCGUCCGAUGACCGCAGGCAAGAUGCGUGAGCAAAACACUAGGUUUGAGUUUUGUUUGAUGCUUGACGAGGAGAGCCUCGACAGCAUCCUAGCACUGCCGCGGAACCCGUACACCCCAGCCAGUCGCGAUGGUGCUGAUGACGAAGAGGACGAGGGCGAGUGCUACGUCAAGGUCGUCUCGAACAGGAUCAAGUCGGAAGGCGAGCCUGGCGCGGUCGGCAGAUACUGGCUAAGGGUGGGUGUUUUCGACUUUUUGUGGCCUAUGUGGUUCUUUCCAUGCGACCCAGACGUCUUGAUCGAAGAGAUGGGCGUCUAUGACCCGGAAGACGGCGUCCAAAAUCUUUGGGGCACGCCCGACGACUGGAUUAUGGGGUACAUGGCUGCACCCUCUUGA
Molecule: messenger RNA, 831 nt
Organism: Cordyceps fumosorosea ARSEF 2679
Lineage: Eukaryota; Fungi; Ascomycota; Sordariomycetes; Hypocreales; Cordycipitaceae
Exons: 1
Coding region: 1-831 (276 amino acids)
Source: RefSeq, a predicted model, not a curated record